Messenger RNA from Asparagus officinalis (garden asparagus), 2742 nucleotides. Its product is annotated as pentatricopeptide repeat-containing protein At2g36730-like. The record is from RefSeq and is a predicted model, not a curated record. NCBI's taxonomy places the organism in Eukaryota, Viridiplantae, Streptophyta, Magnoliopsida, Asparagales, Asparagaceae. Gene Ontology annotation, biological process: RNA modification. Gene Ontology annotation, molecular function: RNA binding; protein binding.
CAAAUGCGGGGAGGCCAAAAGUGAGGACGAGAUGCACGUGGCCAAGUUCUUCUCCCCAAACCGAAAGCAACGAUGCCUCUCCCUCCUCAACUCAUGUUCCUCAACGUCCCAACUCCUCCAGAUCCAGGCCCACAUCCAAACCCUAGGCCUCUCCCGCGACCCGUUCCUCACGGCCCAGCUCCUCAAGCUCUCCUCCCUCUCCCCCUUCGCCCGCUUACCCUACGCCCGCUCCCUCUUAUCCUACGCCCCCAACCCCACUCGCCCCUCCUUCAACCAUCUAAUCCGAGGGCUGAGCCGCAGCGACGGCGAAGCCUUAGCAGUCUUUGCCCAAAUGCGGCGGGCCGGCGUCGAGCCCAACGAGCUCACGUACCCUUUCGUGCUCAAAGCAUGCGCUCACUCGUCCGCCCUCGAGCUUGGGAAGCAAGCGCAUUGUGAUUGCAUCAAGAGGGGGUUCCAUCAAGUAGUUUAUGUUCAGAACACCCUGAUGCUGCUGUAUGGGAGCUGCGGGCUCGUCCAUGAUGUUCGCAAGGCGUUUGAUGAAAUGACCCUUAGAACGUUAGUCUCUUGGAACACCAUCUUGACGGCCCAUGUUGAUAACUUGUUCCCCGAAGAAGCAGUUGGCUUGUUCGGGAAAAUGACGUCUGAACUGUUCGAGCCUGAUGAGACCACUUUCGUGCUUCUUCUUUCUGCUGCGCCCGACUUUGGAAGUUUAAGAUUUGGAAAAUGGAUUCACGGUCAAAUUACCAGUCAGGGGUUCGAUGUAAACGUGCAGCUGGGCACGGCGAUCAUCAAUAUGUACACAAAGUGUGGGGAUUUAUGUUCCGCUAAGAAAGUGUUUGAGAGGAUGCGAGUGAAGAAUGUGUGGACUUGGACUGCAAUGAUUCUUGGUUACGCUCACUACGGAUCAGGGGAAGAUGCCCUUGAGCUCUUCACACAGAUGAAGGAAUCUUCGGUCAGGCCUAACUAUGUGACAUUUCUCGGCGUUCUAUGUGCUUGUAGCCAUUCGGGUUUAGUAAAUGAAGGGUUCCAAUUCUUCAGUGAAAUGGUGCGCGUGCACAAAAUCAACCCUAGAAUGACUCAUUACAGUUCAAUGGUCGAUAUACUAGGCCGAAAGGGUCUUCUCACUGAAGCAUAUGGGUUCAUAAAUAAAAUGCCGGUGGAUGCUGAUGCAGUGGUGUGGAGAACAUUGCUUAGUGCAUGCCAAAUACAUAUCGAUAAAGAUUUAGAUGGGGUUGGAGAGAAGGCUAGAAGGAGAUUGCUUGAGUUGGAGCCAAACAGAAGCGGGAAUUAUGUGAUGGUCGCUAACAUGUUUUCGGAGGCUGGAUCAUGGGAGGAAGCUGCGAGAGUAAGGAGGAUGAUGAGAGACGAGGGGUUGAAGAAAGUAGCUGGGGAGAGUUGUGUUGAAGUUGAUAGAUCAAUAUACAGGUUCGUCUCAGGGUGUGAUGCUUAUGAUGAUUGCGGGUAUGUUUAUGACAUGUUGGAUGGAUUGAGCUUGAAUAUGAAGAUGAUUGGCUCCAAGGGUUUCAUAUCCCUUGAAGAACUAGAGGAUGGACUGUGAUUUGAAGGAUACAGAGAAAUAAGCGAAGAACGCCAAGACUCCUCAACCGUUAAGAGCAGUUACACAGAGGAAGAAUUCAUCGCCUUUUGAUGCCCAAUGAUGCGACUUCGAGGCUAGUGUUAGGAAACAGCUUUGUUCAAGUGAUCCACUACCUUCUAACAUCGAAAAGACCGACUCCAACUAGGUACAACGCAAGGUACAACAAGGUUGCAAUAGCUAUUCGUAACCGGAUGCAAGCUCUCCAGAUAUCAGGGUAAGUUCGAAUGAGAGGGGUCAGCACGCCUGCAUCUUUGGAUCAGAGAUCCAGUACGUAGCAACAGAUUAUUAUCACGGGCAAGAAAAGUGCUAAGCUCAACCAUCCACCUUACGAAAGUGCGUACGUUCAUUGACCGCACGCCGAUACCUUCGGGAGAGGAAAAUGCAAGUAAGGACCUAGCUAGGCGCUCCGCUGUCAAUUAGCUUAAGUUUUUUUUUUAGCGAAUCAGAUUAUUAGAAUCGGACUAAGGUAGGAAUUAUGGUACAAUAACAAUAGGUGCUCAUAAUUUCUAGAUUAUGCCUCGGAUAAUCCAGAGUCCGCGUGCAAUUUUCUGGAGCAGUUGCUCAAGCAUUGGGUUCCUUGUGUGCUGCGUAGUUAAGAAGAAGAUCAUCUAUGAUCCUAUUAGCUCUAGCUCUAGGAAAAGCAAAACGGUCGGCUACUUGAUCUCAGUUUAAUUAAUUAAUUAAUUAAUUAAUUGCUCAGUGAACGGCUCCAAAAAGGAGCUCGACCUUCCCUAUGAUUGAGAGAGUAGUCAAAGAAGCAGAGAUUUGAUGACGUGGGGGCUUCGGAAAAGGAAAUCAUUCAAAAUAUACGUGGUAGCAGGAUGACGUGGGGGCAAGAAGAGCUUGGGAAAAGGAGUUAUUACGUAAAAUCGAGCUUGGGAAAAAGAUGACGUGGCCAAAGUUCUCCCCGAGACAACAAUGCGUCUCCCUCCUGAGCUCGUGUUCCUCGAUGUCCCAGCUCCUCCAGGUCCAGGCCCACAUCCAAACCCUGGGCCUCUCCCACGACCCAGUCCUCACGGCCCAGCUCAUCAAGCUCUCCUCCAUCUCCCCCUUCGCCCGCUUACCCUACGCCCGCUCCCUCUUAUCCUCCGCCCCCAACCCCAGCCGCCCCUCCUUCAACCAUGUAAUCCGAGGACUGAGCCACG